AUGUUCAGGCGGUGGCCACUCGAACGCGUCCUUCCUCUUCUCUUCGUGGUCGCGCCCGUCUUCGCGGGAGUACAAGAACAAUGGUGGAACAUCACUUACGUUCACGACGUCAAUCCCGACGGCCUGUACCCUCGUCAAGUUAUCGGUGUCAAUGGCACUUGGCCACUGCCCGCCGUGAACGUUAACUCUUCGGAUUCAUUCAUCCUGCACGUAACAAACUCCCUAGACCAGCCCACGACUGUUCAUCACCACGGCAUGUUUUUCAAUGGCACCCCUUGGUUUGACGGCACCACCGGUGUCACUCAGUGUGGUAUCCCCCCCGGCGCGCAAUUUGACUACAUCGUCCCCAUCAACGAGUCCGGCCAAAUAGGCACGUACUGGUCGCACUCGCACUUCGGGGGACAAUACAUAGACGGUCUGCGCACCUCCGUGGUCAUCCACCCCGAGACCGAAAAAUACACGUACGACGCAGAGUACACUGUCGUCCUCAGCGAGUGGUACCACGAGCAGUCGAGUGUCCUCCUAAAGAAGUUCAUAAGCAUCGCCAACCCGGGCGGUGCCGAACCUAUUCCCAAUUCUGCUAUCAUGUACUUCGGGCAAUAUGACAAGUGGCUUGGGCCGAUCUCGGGAACUAAUCCGGACCCUGUUACUGCUGCCGUGGGUUUCAACGAGAACGCCACGCUGCCAUUCGAGCCAGGAAAGACUUACCGUCUGCGGCUCAUCAAUGUAGGAGGAUUCGCAGCACAGUACUUCUGGAUAGACGGACACGAGAUGCGCAUCAUCGAAGUUGACGGUACGGACGUGGAAGAAUAUCCCGCAGAUAUGCUGGAAAUCACCGUCGCGCAGAGAUACUCCAUUCUCGUGACGGCGCGCAACGAUACGUCUUCCAACUGGGCAGUCCACGCCAGAAUGGAUACAGUUAUGUUCGACAAGGUCCCCCCAGGGCUCAACCCUAAUGUCACCUCGUCCAUUACCUACAACUCCUCCGCGCCGAUCACUAACCUCAGCCCUGUCUACAACCUGACUAACAUCGAGGACACAAACCUGGUGCCGCUUAAUGUGAUUGGGAUGCAGCCUGCAGAUUACACGAUCGCUGUCGAGUUCGUGUUCGACACGAUGGACGACGGCACGAACCAUGCGAUGUUCAACGGGACGACGUAUAACCCGCCGCUCGUGCCUGCGGUCUUCUCGGAGCUAUCGUUGGGAGAGAACGCGACCGUCGCAGAAGCGUACGGCCCGCUCACUUUCGUCCUCGACCACCUGAGCGUCGUCGAUAUCGUCCUAAUGAACGGCGACACCGGGAAGCACCCCUUCCAUAUGCAUGGGCAUCAGUUCCAGAUCGUAAACCGCGCGACGAACUAUCUCUCGGACGACCCAGAGCUGAACCCGCCCAUCAACGAGUCGCAGCUGAACCCCGUCCGGCGCGACACCGUGCAAGUCAUGGGCGGGAGCUCGGUCACGCUCCGCUUCAUCGCCGAUAACCCUGGCGUCUGGUUCUUCCACUGUCACAUCGAGUGGCAUCUGGAAGUCGGGCUCGCGCUGCAGCUCGUCGAGGCACCACUCAUCGCGCAGGAGCGGGGUCAGGUCCCACAGUUCAUGAACGACCAGUGCCAGGCGCUCGGGAUGCCGUACUCCGGGAACGCCGCUGGGCACACGUCUGCGACCGACCUCAGCGGGCUGCCGCUAGGGCCCUACCCUCAGAACAAUGGCUGGCACUCGCGUGGCAUCGGGGCGAUGGCUGGAUGCGUGCUGACCGCCGUGAUCGGUAUGGCCACGGUUGUGUGGUAUGCACUCGGUGGGAACAUCUCCGAUGAGGAGCUCGAGUACGAGGUGCGGCUGCACCAGGAGGAAAAGGAGAAGCGCGGCCGCUUCUUCGGCUUGAUCAAGCGGCGGCAGGCUGGAGGGUCGGACUAA
Molecule: messenger RNA, 1914 nt
Organism: Sparassis crispa
Lineage: Eukaryota; Fungi; Basidiomycota; Agaricomycetes; Polyporales; Sparassidaceae
Product: Iron transport multicopper oxidase fio1
Exons: 12
Coding region: 1-1914 (637 amino acids)
Biological process (GO): cellular response to iron ion starvation; reductive iron assimilation
Cellular component (GO): high-affinity iron permease complex
Molecular function (GO): ferroxidase activity; copper ion binding
Source: RefSeq, a predicted model, not a curated record